Molecule: messenger RNA, 1757 nt
Organism: Microtus ochrogaster (prairie vole)
Lineage: Eukaryota; Metazoa; Chordata; Mammalia; Rodentia; Cricetidae
Gene: Hm13
Product: histocompatibility minor 13
Biological process (GO): membrane protein proteolysis
Cellular component (GO): membrane; cytoplasmic side of endoplasmic reticulum membrane; lumenal side of endoplasmic reticulum membrane
Molecular function (GO): aspartic endopeptidase activity, intramembrane cleaving
Source: RefSeq, a predicted model, not a curated record
CACGUCACUUCCUGUUUCUUUAGGGGAACGUGGCUUUUCCCCGCAGUACCUCGCCUUCCAUCUGCGUUCGUGCAGCGGCUGCUGGAGCUGGAGUCGGAACCCAAGCGCAGCCUCGCCAUGGAUUCGGCCCUCAGCGACCAGCACAACGGCAGCACCGAGGCCAGCAGCCCGGCCAACGGCACGACGCGGCCGCCCUCCACGCCCGAGGGCAUCGCGCUGGCCUACGGCAGCCUCCUGCUCAUGGCGCUGCUGCCCAUCUUCUUCGGCGCCCUGCGCUCAGUGCGCUGCGCCCGCGGCAAGAGCUCUUCGGACAUGCCGGAAACCAUCACCAGCCGAGAUGCUGCCCGCUUUCCCAUCAUCGCCAGCUGCACUCUCUUGGGGCUCUACCUCUUUUUCAAAAUCUUCUCCCAGGAGUACAUCAACCUCUUGCUGUCCAUGUAUUUCUUCGUGCUGGGGAUCCUGGCCCUGUCACACACCAUCAGCCCCUUCAUGAAUAAGUUUUUUCCAGCCAACUUCCCAAAUCGCCAGUAUCAGCUGCUCUUCACACAGGGCUCUGGGGAAAACAAGGAAGAGAUCAUCAACUAUGAGUUUGACACCAAGGACCUGGUGUGCCUGGGCCUAAGCAGCAUUGUUGGUGUCUGGUACCUGCUGAGGAAGCACUGGAUUGCCAACAACCUCUUUGGCCUGGCCUUCUCCCUUAAUGGGGUAGAGCUCCUGCACCUGAACAACGUGAGCACUGGCUGCAUCCUGCUUGGCGGACUCUUCAUCUAUGACAUCUUCUGGGUAUUCGGCACCAACGUGAUGGUGACUGUGGCCAAGUCCUUUGAGGCACCAAUCAAAUUGGUGUUCCCCCAGGAUCUGCUGGAGAAGGGCCUUGAAGCGGACAACUUUGCCAUGCUGGGGCUUGGAGAUAUCGUCAUUCCAGGGAUCUUCAUUGCUUUGCUGCUUCGUUUUGAUAUCAGCUUGAAGAAGAACACCCAUACCUACUUCUACACCAGCUUCGCCGCCUACAUCUUCGGCCUGGGCCUCACCAUCUUCAUCAUGCACAUCUUCAAGCAUGCUCAGCCGGCUCUCCUGUACCUGGUCCCUGCCUGCAUCGGCUUUCCUGUCCUGGUGGCACUGGUCAAGGGAGAAGUGGCAGAGAUGUUCAGCUACGAGUCCUCGGCCGUAAUCCUGCCUCAUACGCCGAGGCUCACUCACUUCCCCACUGUCUCGGGCUCCCCUGCCAGCCUGGCCGACUCCAUGCAGCAGAAGCUAGCUGGCCCUCGUCGCCGGCGCCCGCAGAAUCCCAGCGCCAUGUAAUGUCCAGCGGGUGCCCACCUGCCCGCUUCCCCCACUGUCCUGGGCCUAAGUUAUGAGGAGUCAAACCCUAAAGAUGCAGCAACUGGAACUGAAUCCAAAGAGGAGACAACAGAGGCAUCAGCAUCCAAGAAGCUAGAGAAGAAGGAGAAAUGAGGCCGCUCUGCCUGACCCUUGAGGGCCAGAUCAGACAGGCGGGGGACGACCUGUAGGCGACACAGACAGAGGACACGUGCAGGAGGCGAAGGUGGCUCCAGGUUGGGGAGCGGGCCUCUGCUGCCUGUUUCCCUCUCCCCUUUCUCUGGCUUCCUCUGCUGCUCCUCAUCCCCUGCAGGCAAAGGAAACCCUCUGCUGCUUCUUUCCCCAGGAGCCAGGUGGGAACCCCGUGUGGUUUUUAGAUUUUUGUAUUGUGGACUGACUUUGCCUCACAUUAAAAACUCAUCCCAUGGCUGUCGGGA